GUAGGUGGGUGGGCGGGGCCAAGGUGCGGUGAGCUGCGAGGGGGAGCCGUAGCUAUGGCGACCAAACGAAUGGCCAGGCAGCUUGGUAUUCUUAAAACAAGUUCCAAAUCGUCACCUGGUGGUCAAAGUCAUAGUGGACUCAAACUGAGGCAGGAGUUUGCCUACUUAAUCAUCAUUGAUUUUGAGUCUACAUGCUGGAGAGAGAGCAGAAAACAUUACAGUCAAGAAAUAAUUGAAUUUCCAGCAGUUUUAUUAAACACCUCAAAUGGGGAAAUUGAAUCUGAAUUCCAUAUGUAUGUCCAACCUCAGGAGCAUCCAAUUCUCUCUGAAUUUUGCACAGAGCUAACAGGCAUUACACAGAAUCAAGUUGAUGAAGGAGUCCCUUUGCCUAUAUGCCUGUCUUCAUUUUCUAAAUGGAUUCAAAAGCUACAAAAGGAGAAGAAAAUAGUUUUUGAUUCAGUUCAGUCAAACGCUGCUUGUGAAGGAAAAUUAUGUGCUUUUGUCACCUGGUCAGAUUGGGAUCUAGGGGUUUGCUUGCAGUAUGAAUGCAAACGGAAACAGCUGCGGAAACCAGAUAUUUUAAACUCCUGGAUAGAUCUCAGGGCAACUUACAAGCUCUUCUACUCAAGGAAGCCCCAAGGAUUAAAUGGUGCUUUGCAGGAUGUGGGGAUCAUAUUCGCAGGACGACAGCAUUCUGGGCUGGAUGAUUCUCGGAACACGGCUCGCCUUGCCUGGCGGAUGAUCUGCGAUGGAUGUGUGAUGAAAACCACUAAAUCUUUGGAUAAGGCAACUCCAGCAAAGAACUCUAUUGCUAGAUUUCUGAGUGGAAAGCCUACUGAGGGCAGCCCUGUGGGAAGCAAUGAUGGUACAAAAACAUCCGAUUUGGACAAAAACAGACAAGGUGAAGGAACCGCAGUGAUUAAAAAUGACACUGGAGAAGAACAGCAGGAGUAUGUCCCUGUGUGUGUGUAUGGAAGCAUCCCCAUUACACCAAGAUAUGGGUCAAAAGCCGCCGGAUGCAGCCAUGUCCCAAGCUGUGCGACUCCAUGCACAGGCAGACUUGGUUCUCCUUUUGGCUGUCUUCAGCCUUCCUCUUUAGGUAUCCGAACUGGCCUAAGCAACGAUCCUCUGAUGGCGAAUUCCCCAGCCCAUAAUGCAGGACUUGUGCUGGUCUCAACUACGCUUUCCUCCGUCAACGUUUCCAAUAUGGAUAUCGGUACUACUUCUGAUUGUUUGUCAAUGUUGGCUGAUUGGGAGGAUUUUGCCUUAAUACCAGAAUCUCAGCAAGAUCAAAGUUCAGAAUGCGUACAGUUUCAGGAUGACUCAAACAAUCAGAGUUCACCAGUCUCAGGAGACAGAACAGAUAUGAGUGAAUCAGACAUGACAAAGAGGCAAUCUGAAAGUGUUGCUGAAGCGACUCCGAAUGUGGAACGCUCAGAGUCUGUUGUGUACAAAAGCCCCAAUACUACGAUCUAUUAUAAAGGUAUAGCUCCAAGUAAAUCUUCAAACACUUCUGUUUUUAAGCUCCCCACAGCAAAGAUAAAUACGUCUUCCUUGAUAUUAAAUGGAGAUCACCUUGCGUCCCCUUCUUCUGAAGCUCCAAAGAGGAAGCCUUCCAGUCCACAACCUGUUCCUCCAGCAAAAAAGCAGCCCUUUAUAAUAUAUGAAGAUAAAAGUGCAUCAUCUGCUAAUUCUUCCAGAAGCUCAGGAUCACAUCGAGUGCCCUGUGGCAUCUUAAACUCCUCCAUCAAUCAAAACCGAUCUUUCUGGUGUACGGAAACCAGGAAAAUGACCCCUCCUUUAUGCAAAUGUGGUCGGAGAGCUAGAAGGCUUCAAGUAUCCAAUGGUGGGCCCAAUCAUGGUAAAGCAUUCUACUGUUGCCCAGUGGGAAAACAGGAGGGAAACCGAAAGGGCUGUGGUUAUUUCAAAUGGGAGCAUACACUUCUAAAAGAGAAAUGCAUGCUUCCUUCCCCUACCUCCAGCACUGGAGGGCUUCCAUCUCCUGUAACAAUUUUACAUUCAUCGGGAAAUAUUCAAAAGAAAUGCCUGGCUCUCCGACCUUCUAUGCGAACCUAACAACACAGUCUCAGUUUGCAUCUGCUACAGUGUGUGUGCCUGCCAGUUAGGAGGGUACUAACUUUGUUUUCCCAGGAGCAUAAUUGUCCACAAAUAUAUUGUGGAGCUGAUGAUGCAAACAUUCAAGAAUCAAAGGGGCAGGGAUGGGCCACAGUGGGAGAGACAUUUAAACAUUCCUGAAUCUGGAGGGGUUAGACUCUGUGGUCAGGAUUAAUUGGAAUGGAGAACAGCUCCUGGGUUUGCCCGUUGCAAUGUGCUUAUUUUUUACACAUACCAAGCUUACAAUUAUGAAAUCCCUUUUUAUGACUAUAUACAUUACACUGAUAUUACCAGAUAACUGGAACCAUGCAUACAUCCUGGGAUUAAAAAUA
This is a messenger RNA of Eublepharis macularius, 2447 nucleotides long. RefSeq names its product ERI1 exoribonuclease family member 2 (gene ERI2). Lineage: Eukaryota; Metazoa; Chordata; Lepidosauria; Squamata; Eublepharidae. The coding region runs from base 55 to 2076 and encodes 673 amino acids. The record is from RefSeq and is a predicted model, not a curated record. Gene Ontology annotation, molecular function: zinc ion binding; 3'-5'-RNA exonuclease activity; nucleic acid binding. The transcript is spliced from 9 exons. Gene Ontology annotation, biological process: exonucleolytic trimming to generate mature 3'-end of 5.8S rRNA from tricistronic rRNA transcript (SSU-rRNA, 5.8S rRNA, LSU-rRNA).